This is a messenger RNA of Tachysurus vachellii, 5051 nucleotides long. RefSeq names its product pleckstrin homology domain-containing family G member 3. Gene Ontology annotation, molecular function: guanyl-nucleotide exchange factor activity. The transcript is spliced from 19 exons. Bases 213 to 4466 code for a protein of 1417 amino acids. Lineage: Eukaryota; Metazoa; Chordata; Actinopteri; Siluriformes; Bagridae. The record is from RefSeq and is a predicted model, not a curated record.
UGAGUAAUUACAGAAGUGUGUAGUGUAGUGAAGGGAAGUGAAGCGGUGUUAUAGUGAAGUUGUGUUGUCCUCCACAUGCGGGAUGUAGUCGUCGAUUUCCUGCCGAACGGAUCUGAAGUGAUGCAUUUCUGCGCAGAGAUCCGUCCUGAAUAAGAUCCAGUGUGUUUAGUGUGAAGAACCCGACGUGUGUGCGUGCCUAAAGCCUGAGGGACAUGCCAGAGGAGUCUCAUCACAGCCAUCAUCAGGUCUCAAUGGGUGAAGAAUCUCCUCGCUUGUCCACGGACUCCUCCUUGAGCAGCCAUGACCCUGUCCUGGCUGACUACUGCUCGCUGUCUGUCGAACACUCUGAUAACGAGAGGCCAGUGAGCACCGUGUCCACUGUCUCAUCAGGCUCCUCCGGAGAGGGCCAGAGCAGCCUGUUCAGUGUGUCCCAUUGUCCCCAGUCCUUACCCUCCCUUUCAAAGGAAGCAGACAUCAACCUGGAGCUCAGCCCACCUGAGGAACCUAAUGAACCCUCACUCCUACUGAGGCCUGCAACCAAGAGACCAGGGCAGGACCUUGCUGCAGGCCAGUUUAACAACAACGCAAACACCACUGGAGACAUCACGCUGCCACCGAGCCUGGACGGACCGUCGCCUGACGCCACUGUAGUGAUGGCACCGAGUUCUCAACUAACCUAUGUGGACCGUGUGGUCAUGGAGAUUAUCGAGACCGAAAGGACGUAUGUAAUGGACUUGCAAAGUAUUGUGGAGGAUUAUCUGGCUCAUAUUAUAGACACCAGUCAUUUACCCAUUAAGCCUGAACAAGUCUCUUCCCUGUUCGGCAACAUCGAAGUCAUCUACGAGUUCAACAGCGAGUUACUACAGUCUCUAGAAAUGUGCGACAGCUACCCGGUGGCCAUUGCAUGUUGCUUUGUGGAGAAGAGUGAAUAUUUUGACAUCUACACUCAAUACUGCACAAACUACCCCAACUCAGUAGCUACACUUACAGAGUGCAUGAGGAACAAGACGCUGGCUAAGUUCUUCAGGGAUCGUCAGGCAUCUCUCCAGCAUUCCCUUCCUUUAGGUGCCUACCUGCUGAAGCCUGUGCAGAGGAUUUUGAAAUAUCAUCUCCUAUUACAGGAAAUCGCCAAACAUUUUGACCCUGAGGAGGAGGGCUAUGAUAUAGUGGAAGACGCUAUAGUCACCAUGACAGGAGUGGCUUGGUACAUCAACGACAUGAAGAGGAAACAUGAGCAUGCUGUGAGGCUGCAGGAGAUUCAGUCCCUCCUCAUCAACUGGAAAGGGCCCGACCUCACUACAUACGGUGAGCUUGUCCUCGAAGGAACCUUCCACGUACACCGUGCGAAGAACGAAAGAACGCUGUUCCUUUUUGAUAAAUUGCUUCUCAUCACCAAGAAGAGAGGAGAGCAUUACGUCUACAAGACCCAUAUAAUGUGCUCCACUUUAAUGCUGAUUGAAAGUGCCAAGGACUCUCUUCGCUUCAGUGUGACACACUACAAGCAUCCUAAACAACCUCACACAGUACAGGCCAAAACUGUGGAGGAGAAAAAACUGUGGGCUCAUCACAUCAAGCGGCUGAUUCUGGAGAACCAUCAUGCCAUCAUUCCACAGAAAGCCAAAGAUGCCAUUCUGGACAUGAGAUCUGACUGCCCAGUGAAGUAUCGCUACAGUCCUGAAAGACAAAACAAGUCCGAGGACCUUCUAAUGGCAGGACUGAAAGAACGAAGGCGUUCAGAGCCAUUUAACAGAGUUAAGCAGAACAUGCGGACAACAAAAGAUACGCUUAAGCAUGCUGACAGCAUGGGUACUCUGCUGUCAGACAGCAGCCGGAGUUCCCUGCAGGCUGCAGCUAGCGCUUCCACCUUGUGUUCCUCCGUGGAUGAAGCGGAGACAGAGAGACCCGUCUCUGAAGAGAGCACGAGCGGAUGGCUUUCCCUGAACUGGAUGAACGUGAACGGCCUCAAAACUUGUCAGCUAGAAAUGCCAUUCCAUAGAGAGACCGAGGAGAAGGAGGGGGUGCUGAAGAAAGUGCAGAGACAUAGUGAAGAAGAUGAAGAGAUUGUGGUGAAAGUUGAGCAGGUAGCUGACUUUGCCAGCUCAGUGUUGGCUGCCAUCUCCUGCUGGCGCUAUAAGGCCAGAGCUUUGCUUUUUACACGGGUCGCAACGAAUAGAGAUGGGGAACAGACUAUGGAGGACAAGGAAUUAGUGAAACCAUCUCCUUCUGAAGAAGACCAGGCAGAGAAUUCAACGGACUCUUCUGAGGAUCAUCGUUCACAAGUUAUUUCUCUGCCUGUAGAAGAAGAUGAGGAAGGAGAAGAAGCAGGACAACAGCAGUCUCACAUUGUCCCUCAGGACAAGGGCAGAAUGGGUGAAGAGGUUGUGGUGGGAAGGAUAGAGUCACUGUCCCUAGUCCCAAAUGAGAGCCAACUAGAGGACAAGAACACUCAAACCAGGGCAAACCUUUUAAACAAUGUUGAGGACCUGGGGGAGGAGGAAGAAGAUUGCGAAGAAGAAGAGGAAGACAUGUCAUCAAGAACUGAACCUAGGAGCAUCUUGCCAGCAUCUGUUCUAGACAAAGCCAGUGUUAUUGCUUUACACUGUACUAGGAGCCACUCUCGGCAAAGCAGUGUGGCAGCUGAUGACGUGAUCUCUCUAGGUUACCCAUCAUCUCAGACAGGUAGUAGGAGAAGUAGCGUGUUUAGCCUCAAUGCUGAGCCGCUGGACAAAGAAAAGACUCAAGAGAUAAACUGUUCCUCCCCUGACCCAGUUACUUUUAAAACUGUACCUGAAUUUUUAGCUUCAGCCACACCAGGUCCACAACUGUUCACACCAGACCAAAGACAACAGACAAAACCAGAUACUCUGUCCAAAAAGGACAGAAUGCUCAUCCAUAAAAUUAAACAAUACUAUGAGCAUGCUGAGGAACAGGAUGCUAAUUUCAGCAUCAAACGCAGGGAAAGCCUCUCUUACAUUCCUCCGGGGCUGGUCCGCAAUCUCAGCCAGCAGCUCAACAGCCUUCCCAAUGAAGAAGCUGCAGCAAAUCAUAGUAAGGCCUCAAAAAUGACAAGGCCAACUUCUUGGGCAGUUUUUGAUCUUCCAGGUCUGGAGAAAGAGAAGAGUUCUGAAGAGAUCAUGGACACAGAAACUCUGUCUAAUAUAGACACAGAAACUAGGUAUGGGCCUCCGGUAAUUGUUCAGGCAGUUGAUGAAGAUGAGGAUUACCGAUCCUCCUCUGAAAUGAUAAGGGAUUGGCAAGACAUUGAGGUUGAAAUCAGUGGCACUUCUGAUGUGCCUCAAGAAGCUUCUAAAGAGAACAUGGAUGGCACAGUUGCCAAUCCUACCCAGGAACAAAAGGGACAGGAGAGUUCUUAUAGUGACCUUGGUGAACCUCUACUAAUGUUAGAUGAAUUUCACAACAGCGAGGCUGGAUAUGGGACAUCAACUCCUUCACCACUGGGAAGCUUAUCCAGUGAUCAGAAGCUCCAAGAGACCCAGAAGAUCAGACAUGCUCCUCUACCCAGGAUUGUCUCCCUGAGGUUAGAUUCAGAAGACGACCUAAUGUUGCAAGAUACGGAUAAGAUGAAGAACAAAGUGUUCCAUCUAGCUAGGCAAUACAGCCAGCGUAUUAAGAACAACAGGCCUGUGGUGAGACCGAGAACAAAGGUGUCAGAAAGCAACUUUGGCCACAGAACGCUUUCCUCUGUUAUGGAAGAUAAAAGUCCUGAGAAUGACAUGGGUAUGCAGAGCUUGGUUCUAUCAAUCGGUUCAUGUGAGCACACAGACUCCAGUUCAUCACUGAGCCCCUGCUCCCUUGGCAGUCCUCAACUUCAGACCACUUUCAGACCACCUGCUCUGGAUUUACAAAGUCCAGUCUACACUGAGAGCUUUAAUUGGCCAGACGUGAGAGAGCUGCGUUCCAAAUACUCACGACCAAAUCCUCAGUUAGUCUCAAUUAAUCGCAGUUGCUCAGUCCCAGAGCAAAUACUUGAGGUUGGACGGAAUGCUCCCACAUCCCGACGAACCUUCUCCAGUGCCAGUCCAGUCUGUGACCGUAUGGACCCCCACACAACACCAGCUAUAAACACUACCCACUCCAUGGACAAGGAACCUGCAGGACAGGGUGUGGGUAAAAUGUGCAAAAGCAGUUCUUUGGACCACAUGAUGGGACCACUUCAUUUAAAACAGCAAACAAACCAUACAGACAUCUCAAGGAACUACUACAUAUCUGGCCAGGCCAGCCUGCCCAAUGAAAACAAGAUCAUUAUAGUGGAAAGAAUUAAGACAGAAAGUAAUGGUCUGGCAGCAGGUGAAGAGAAAAAUGCAGAGCUUCAUGAAGACCAACUAAAGUGUCUGGACAGUGAUGAAACAUGUAGACCGGGGACAUUUGAAAAAACAGAGAACAGCCAAUAUGGUUUAGUCAAAAACCUGCGAGAGAAGUUUCAAAACCUUAGUUCCUACAUGUAAAUGUUCUUGUAAAGUGCUUUCAGAUUUUCUACUAUUGUACAUUAAUACACACAGAGGCCCAGUGUUUUUCUACAAAGAUAUGGAAGCAUAAAGUCUUAUGGCAUUGUGGCAAUAUACCACACAUGCUCAUUAUAUAGAUGUAUGUUGUUAAGAAUAGUGCAUAAACCAGCACAUUUACAUGAUUAUGCUGUAUUAAUUGAAUUAAGGUAAAAUGAACAUUUCUAAAGUCAGACCUCCCCUAAAAUAUUUAUGAAAUUGACAUUAUGUUGUACAAUUUAGUGUAUAUUUGCAUUUUUGUGAGUUUAUAUAUGUACAAAAGCUUUUGGUUACUGCCUACAUAUCAUGACACUGGUAAGCUUACUCAGGAUAAAUGUACCUCUGAUAAAAUGUGUAUCAUUGUUAGAAUUUCCUUUUUCAGUAGCUGAACCUUCACAGCAAUUGUGCAAGUAUAUAGUUGGGACUAGGGUCAAUUAUAUGGCCUAUAGGUAUGGAUGAUGUUUUGUAACAUUGGACACAUGCAGUAGAAUUGAACUUGUUGUAAAUUUUCAUUAAGCUUUUACUUCUCAGUAACAAUAAAUCAACAAA